AUGCUCGAUUUCAAUUCGAGUUCCCUUGCCGCGGCAAUCUGCUGUCUUCUUGUGGUCAUUGUCCUUACUUUCCCAUCCAUACUCUCAGUAAUUUCUCAUUUUCGAGGGAAAGGAAAGCAAAAUCCCAAUACUUAUGCUGAUAAAGAUGGAGUUGCCACGGAAGAAACAAUCGCUGCAUUCACAACCAAGAUUCCUAAGAUACUCCUGACUGUGUCGACACUUUUCGGAUUUGGAACAUCUUUAACUUUGGCCAUUGUGGAUCUCUUUCAUCAUGAUAGAUUGAACCUUGAAGAUUGGACCAAUGUGGCGCUAUGGUCUUUCAUCCUAAUUCAAGCGGCUAGCACUAUACUGAAUAGAAGCCCUACGAAAGCAUAUGCGAAUGGUGGUCGUACAGCAAUUUCCAGUAUCUGCCUUUUCGCUCUUUGCCUUUACCAAGAUGGCCUCAUUGCGCAGGAUCAGUCUGCCGAGGAAAAUUUCCUAUCAAGUGCAACUUUCUGGCUUCGCAUAUCUCAAUUGAUACUCGCUUUAUCAGUCGCUGUUUUCGCUAUCUCAUUCCCCCGUCGCCCACAUGUUACUUUGAAUGAGCACCCGGUCGAUGGCAUGUGGUCCGUUUCUGCGCUUGAUAGAUAUACCUUUGCCUGGGUUGGAGACAUAUUGGCUUUGGCCUCUAAUAAAAAGAGGCUAGAACUACAGGAUUUACCUAAAAUGGACCAUUACACCAGGGCAAAGGAUCUUAGUGAAGCGUGGGAGGAGAAAAAGCAUACCAGAGCUCUCUGGUUUGAAAUUUUCCUGGCCCAUAAAUCGCCUUUCGUCACUCAGUGGAUCCUUACCGUAUUCCAGGCUUUUGGAAAUUUUGCACCACAAUUUGUGACUUUUCAAAUUUUGAAAAUAUUGGAGGCCCGUCUACCUGGAGAUAAAAUACAGUUCGAGGCUUGGAUUUGGGUAGCCACAUUAUUCUUGGUCACUCUCGCCGCAGCUUGGAUCGAAUCCUGGAUGUUUUGGGUUUCCUGGUCCGAACUGGCGAUUCCUAUUAGGUCACAAUUAUCUGCUCAAAUUUUCCAAAAAGCCAUGAGACGUAAGGAUGUGAAAGGUGCAGCUAGAUCUGGGAAGAAGCCCGCGAAUGGGACAACUGAAGCAGCACAAGAGUCAAUCGCACAAGACAAACCGGAAGACGAUGAAGAUGAAGAUAGUGAUCCCAAGGGAAAGCAGUCCACCGUCAACUUGAUUGGUGUGGAUGCCAAGAGAGUAUCAGACUUUUGCUCAUUCAAUAACUACUUUCCUGGCGCGGUCUUCAAGCUUGUCGUCUCUUUCUCAUUCCUGAUUAGUAUCAUUGGAUGGAAGAGUUUGGUCGCUGGGAUGUUGGCCAUGUCUUUAACCAUCCCUCUCAACAUUUACUUUAGCAGACGUUAUUCAGCAGCUCAAGACAGAUUGAUGAAAGUUAGAGAUGUUAAGAUGGCAGUUGUGACUGAAGCACUUCAAGGAAUUCGUCAAAUUAAGUUUUCCGCACUGGAAUCGAACUGGGGCAACAAAAUUGGAAUGGUCCGAAAGAAGGAAUUGGAUGAACAAUGGAGUGUCUAUCUCAACGAUACGAUGUUGCUCUUUUGCUGGAUUACAAGCCCAAUCGCCCUUGCUGCGGUAGCAUUAGCUGUAUAUGCAUACCUCCAUGGUGUUCUCCUACCAUCGGUCGCAUUCACUGCCAUUGGUGUCUUCGUCAGUCUUGAAGUUACCCUUAGUGUCAUUCCGGAACUCACCACGGAUUUGAUUGAUGCUUAUAUUUCUAUUAAUCGUAUUCAAAGAUAUUUGGCUGGGGUUGAGAUAUCCGAAAGUACCAGUGACGCUCCGAAUGUUUCAUUUGAGAAAGCUUCGAUUGCAUGGCCAUGUGCUGAGGGUGAAGAUGAAAUGGAUGCAAACGAGCGAUAUGUUCUAAGGAAUGUAGAUGUUUCAUUUCCCCAAGGAGAAUUAAGUGUUAUCAGUGGUAAAACCGGUACUGGAAAAAGUUUAAUGCUGGCUUCAAUUCUUGGGGAGGUUGAUAUUCUUGCCGGUAAAGUCCAUGUCCCUCGUGGUCCAAAAGCUGAAGAACGACAUGAUCAUCUUGCCAAUAAAGACAACUGGAUCAUUCCAUCUUCAAUUGCUUUCGUUGCACAAAUCCCCUGGAUUGAAAAUGCUAGCAUUAAGGAUAAUAUUCUUUUCGGAUUACCAUUAGACGAGGAUCGUUAUCAGAAGGUUAUCGAAUACUGCGCUCUUCGUAAGGAUUUGGAAAUGCUUGGAGAUGGCGAGAAUACUGAAAUUGGGGCAAAUGGUAUCAAUUUGAGUGGUGGUCAAAGAUGGAGAGUUACAUUUGCUCGAGCUCUUUAUUCUCGUGCUGGUAUAUUGGUUCUAGACGACAUUUUCAGCGCCGUCGAUGCUCAUGUUGGUCGAUUCAUUUACGAAAAAGGCCUUACUGGUGAACUUGGUGCCGGAAGGACUCGUAUCCUCGUUACUCAUCACGUUGCUCUUUGCAAAGCUAAAGCUAAAUAUGUUGUUGAGCUUGGUGAUGGAACUGUAGAAAGUGCAGGUCUUCUUUCGGAACUUGAAGAAGCAGGUACACUCGAACGUAUUAUCAGUCAUGAAGAGACACCGGAACAGAUCGCGGAGGAUGAGUCUCCCAUUACCGUAUCGGGAUCGUCUACUGUCAUUAACCCAUCCGUGUCUUCUGAUGAUGAAAACACUGAUGGAAAUACAUUGGCAAAGGUUGUAUCAAGAAAGGAUGAUCCAAAGAAAUUCGUUCAAGAAGAGACAAGAGAGCGUGGCAGUGUUAAAGUCAAGGUUUAUGGUCAUUAUCUUAACGCUUCCGGUGGAUGGUCUUUCUGGAUACUUGUCUUGAUUGCAUUCCUCGGACAACAAUUUUUAGUCACUGGUCGUUCUUGGUGGUUGAAGCUUUGGACAGAAAGCUACCAGGAAUCUAGCAUUACUAAUUCUAUGUUCACAAUUCAAGCUAAUUACUUACCAUCCUAUGGAAAUACUCAGAAUUCUUCGUUCCAAACUGAAACUAUCAAGCAUGAUACCUCAUUUUAUCUGACUGUAUAUGUUGGUCUUUCAGCAAUUUCUGCGAUUGUAGGAACCCUUCGAUACUUUUAUGUUUACACUGGAUCCAUUCGUGCAUCCAAGGUUCUUUUCGAAAACCUUUGCUUUACCGUCUUAAGAACACCUUUAAGAUGGAUGGACACAGUUCCACUCGGUAGAAUCUUAAAUAGAUUUACUGCAGAUUUCAAUGUAGUUGAUGGAAGAUUAGCCAAUGAUUUCGCAUUUGGAGCAAAUAACCUAUUUCAAUUGAUUGGUAUUAUUGGCACAGGUAUUUUCAUCUCUCCAUGGGUUCUACUCAUGUCUGCAAUUCUUUUAGCACUAUGUGUUUACGUUGCACUUCUCUAUCUAUCUGGUGCAAGAGAAGUUAAAAGACUUGAAUCAAUUGCUAAAUCACCAAUAUUUGAACAAUUUGGUUCUGCUCUUACUGGUGUUGGUACCAUUCGAGCUUUUGAUAAGACUGAUAUUUACAUCAGAAAUAUGUGGGCUAAGAUUGAUGAUCAUUCUACUACAUUCUGGCAUUUAUGGGCUUUCAAUCGCUGGAUGGGAUGGCGUAUGUCUUUCAUCGGAGGAUUCUUCGCUACAAUUGUUGCUGUUGUUAUCAUUCUUAUUCCUACGAUUAAUGCAGGACUUGCAGGUUUCGCAUUAUCUUUUGCACUUACUUAUGGUCAAACAGUCAUGUGGACUAUUCGUCAUUAUACCAAUUUGGAGCUUAACAUGAAUGCAGCAGAACGUAUCGUUGAAUACUCAAACUUAAAAACUGAAUCUCUAGAAGGACCAGAUCCACCAGCAGCAUGGCCAACUGAAGGUCGUCUUGAAGUUAAUGAUCUUGUUGUUUCAUAUGCAGAUGAUUUACCACCUGUCCUUAAAGGUCUCACUUUCCGAGUUGAACGUAGUGAAAGAAUUGGAGUAGUUGGACGUACCGGAGCUGGUAAAUCUUCAUUAACUCUUGCACUCUUCCGAUUUUUAGAAGCUCGUCAAGGAACAAUUCACAUCGAUGGUCUCGACAUUUCUAAAAUUAACCUGCAUUCUCUACGAUCUCGUUUAGCCAUCAUUCCACAAGAUCCUGUUCUCUUUUCCGGAACUGUUAGAUCUAAUCUCGAUGCAUUUGAUGAACACUCCGACUCUGAACUUCGCGAUGCUCUCGAACGCGUACAAUUAAUUCCGCCAACAUCCCAAAAUUCACCAUCAACAUCAGGAACCUCAACUCCCUCCCUCCAAACUCAAAAGAAUAAAAAUCUUUUCACAUCUCUACAAUCACCCAUCACAGAAGGUGGACUCAAUCUUUCUCAAGGUCAACGACAACUUCUCUGUCUCGCCCGCGCUAUCGUUUCACAUCCUAAAAUCAUGGUUCUAGAUGAAGCAACGAGUGCUGUGGAUAUGGAAACUGAUGCACUUAUUCAAAGAUCAAUAAGACAAGAAUUUACGGAUAGUACGUUGAUUGUUAUCGCACAUAGACUUUCUACGAUAGCGGAUUUUGAUAAGAUUUUGGUGAUGGGUGAAGGGAAGGUGGUGGAAUUUGGAACGCCGAAGGAAUUGUUGGGAUUGAAGGAGGGGGUUUUUAGGGGAAUGAUUAAAGAGAGUGGGGAGAGGGAAAAGUUGGAGGAAUUGAUUUUGAAGAGUUGA
Sclerotinia sclerotiorum 1980 UF-70 is the source of this 4686-nucleotide messenger RNA. RefSeq lists its product as hypothetical. Lineage: Eukaryota; Fungi; Ascomycota; Leotiomycetes; Helotiales; Sclerotiniaceae. Gene Ontology annotation, cellular component: membrane. The coding region runs from base 1 to 4686 and encodes 1561 amino acids. Gene Ontology annotation, biological process: transmembrane transport. The transcript is spliced from 5 exons. The record is from RefSeq and is a predicted model, not a curated record. Gene Ontology annotation, molecular function: ATP binding; ABC-type transporter activity; ATP hydrolysis activity.